CCGCCCGCCCGCUCCUCCGCGCCCCGCUCCCGGCCCCGCGCCUAUACUCGCCCCCGCCAUGGCGGACAGUGCGAGCGAGAGCGAUACCGACGCGGCGGGCGGCGGCCCGGCAGCCAUGCAGUCGUCCUGCUCGGCGACCUCGGGCGGCAGCGGGGGCGGCGGCGGGAAGUCGGGGGGCAUUGUCAUCUCGCCGUUCCGCCUGGAGGAGCUCACCAACCGCCUGGCCUCGCUGCAGCAGGAGAACAAGGUGCUGAAGAUCGAGCUGGAGACCUACAAACUCAAGUGCAAGGCGCUGCAGGAGGAGAACCGCGACCUGCGCAAAGCCAGCGUGACCAUCCAAGCCAGGGCUGAGCAGGAAGAAGAAUUCAUCAGUAACACUUUAUUCAAGAAGAUCCAGGCCUUGCAGAAGGAGAAAGAAACCCUCGCUGUGAAUUAUGAGAAAGAAGAGGAAUUUCUCACCAACGAGCUCUCGCGGAAGCUGAUGCAGCUGCAGCAUGAGAAAGCGGAGCUGGAGCAGCAUCUGGAGCAGGAACAGGAGUUUCAGGUCAACAAGCUGAUGAAGAAGAUUAAGAAGCUGGAGAAUGAUACCAUCUCCAAGCAGCUCACCUUAGAGCAGUUGAGACGGGAGAAGAUUGACCUGGAAAACACCCUGGAGCAAGAGCAAGAGGCGCUGGUGAAUCGGCUGUGGAAGAGGAUGGAUAAGCUGGAAGCUGAAAAGAGAAUUCUACAGGAGAAAUUAGACCAGCCUGUGUCCGCCCCGCCAUCGCCUAGAGACAUCUCCAUGGAGAUCGAUUCUCCUGAGAACAUGAUGAGGCAUAUCAGGUUUUUAAAGAAUGAAGUGGAGCGGCUGAAGAAGCAGCUUCGAGCAGCCCAGUUACAGCAUUCGGAGAAGAUGGCCCAGUACUUGGAGGAGGAGAGGCACAUGAGGGAAGAGAACCUCAGACUGCAGCGGAAGCUCCAGCGGGAGAUGGAGAGGAGGGAAGCACUCUGUCGCCAGCUCUCCGAGAGCGAGUCCAGCCUGGAAAUGGAUGACGAAAGGUAUUUUAAUGAGAUGUCUGCACAAGGAUUAAGACCUCGCACUGUGUCCAGCCCAAUCCCUUACACGCCUUCUCCCAGUUCAAGCAGGCCUAUAUCACCCGGUCUUUCAUAUGCAAGUCACACGGUCGGGUUCACCCCGCCAACCUCCCUGACUCGGGCUGGAAUGUCUUACUACAACUCUCCAGGCCUCCACGUCCAGCACAUGGGGGCCUCCCACGGCAUCACAAGGCCGUCACCGCGGAGAAGCAGCAGUCCUGAUAAGUUCAAACGACCCACGCCUCCUCCAUCUCCCAACACACAGAGCCCAGUCCAGCCGCCUCCGCCGCCGCCUCCGCCCCCCAUGCAGCCCUCGGUGCCCUCGGCAGCCACGCCCUCGCAGCCCGUCCCGUCAACGCAGCAGCAGCAGCAGCAGCAGCAGCAACAGCAGCAGCAUUCGGUGCAUCCUUCCUCCCAGCCUUAAUGCAUGAGCUUAGUCAAAUUUCAAGUCGGGACCGGUCUGAUGGAGCCGCCUUCUCAACGCCAAAGGCUUCCUCUCCCCUGGCAUAUUUGGAUCUGAUGUGUUUGCACUGAGGUUGUCUAGCUUCCCUCCUCAUAGUGUUGUGAAUGUCUGUCGGAAACGCAGCCGGUGUCGUGGGGUCUGCAACACUAACCAGACGACUUUUUUUUUUCCCAUCGGUGUUUUACUUGAAUCUCCGUGUCCGUCAUUCCCUGGCUGGAACAUUGCUAUCUGGUAUUUGGUAAUAAGAAGCAGUGUGCGAGCCCCGCCCCUUCCCCCGGCCCCAGGGCUUCUUUUCUUGGCUUUUAGGUUUGUAAAAUAGGAAGGGAAAUCUUUUUUUUUUUUUUUUUUUUUUAUAAUUUUUUUUUCCUCUGUGAAUUUUCAGGAAAUGACCGAGCUGUUAGAAAUCCUCCUUCUCCAGUUCACAGUGGAGUUUACCGAACAUACCAAGAAUUGAGCACUACAGUUCAGACCUUUGCAAACCUAACUCUCAGUAUAGGAUUGGAAGUUAGAUGAAUCGGUGCCCACAACAUGUCUAGUCUAGAGCUUUCUACAGACACACUUUUUACCGAUUGUUUUUGAUGUAAAUGGACCGCCGUGUCUCUUGUGAAACAGCCUACGCAAACAAAUCACAUAGCUGUAUCUCCUCCCACGUGUGCGUGGGAGGGGGAUUAUUGCCUAUUGAGAUGUGAUUCUUUCCUUUCUCCUUAGAGUUAAUCCACCUAAGCCAGUCCCUUCUGCCCUGUGGAUAGAUGCCUUCCCACCAGUGAUCUUGACGACUGACUUGAAUGUGGUCUUGGGUCUCCACUGCAGGAGCCAUGAGAUUGUAACAGAGCCGAAAUGGUUAACCCCCUUCCAUUUGUUUGUGUUGUCCUGAGACAGAGGGUGAGCAAGUAUUUCCCAGGUGCAAACUGCUGUUAGGAAAUACUACUGUUUGAAGUGUGGGUGGUACCUUGGCACCUGGCAGGAAGGAAGUGUAGCCAGCAAAUGGGCUCAUCGGCCUUGACGGCUCCUCGCUUCGCCCAUCACACAUAAGGCAGGAGAGUUACCAGGAAGGUUCUCCACAUGAUUGCCAUUCAUUCAGCACAAGUAAAUCCUUGGGUUUCACUUGGGGUGGAACCCCGAGUGGCUCUGUUCCCACCUUCAUUUCUGUUUGUCAGCGGUUGCUGUGUGCUUUCGUAGUCACGUGCUUUUCCCUGCCUGUGUUCGCAUAUUUAUAUAUGCCGUGGAUGAAAAUAACUUACUAGAGAAUGUAUAUUUUAUGAUGAGAAACGUGAAUCUGUUGGAUAUAAUCAGAGGACUGAAAAUUAAUUUAUCGGUAAUUUUUAAGAGUUCAUGUUUGUGACAACCACCUCUAAUAGCAACUCCUCAUGGAACACACUCCCGAGAACGAGGAACAUACCCUGGUGACAUUGUAGAUAUUUAAUAUUGUACAGUCUAGAAACCUCCAUUUUUGCCUUCGAAUGCAUAUUUAAGAGUUAACAGAAUGAAAAAGUGUUAUUGGAUAAUAGUGUUUGACAGCAUUUUAAGAACUUGAGAAUAAGAACAACGUAGGACCUUUGACCUCUCCUCUUCCGCCCCUACACUGAGAAUGUUAUCCUCCCGACGACCAGGAAGAAACUGUCGGUCUAUAAAAGUUUUAUUUUUAAGGUGUGUGUGAUGGACAGGCCGUAGUGCCGUUAUCAGACACGGGGUGGGGUCUGGCAUUUCCUGUCAAGGCAUUAGGUUUUCAGUGUCAGGCUAAGCCCAGGCAUUUCUCCAGCAGCUCACUGACCCUCUGGGUACAUGACCAUUCCAAGGAAAUUCUGAGGCUAGGGCAGAAGAAUUCUCCCUUCACGGUACAGUCUUUCUUUGAUUUUUUUUUUUCCUUGUGAGAGAAGUAUGGUAUGUUUACAAGACUCUUCCUGGACUUGUAGAUUACAGUACUGUUGGCUAGCGGCUUCUCCUCCAGCCACAAGUCCAUUCUGUAAAGUUCUCUCCUUCACUGCCCAUCAGUUGAGUUACCUCCCAGAAGCACAAGUGUGGAGGCGCUGCUGUGCUGUGCGCCCAGCAGAGCCUCUUAGAGAUAGGUUCUUGACGGUCGGACUUGCCCCAGGAAAUGCCCUGCAGCUUCCUCUCGGACCCAUCACUUCACCUCCAGAUAAACCCAGAUCCGCUAACAGCACUUUCUAGCAAAACCCAGUUGCUUCUCCCUGCAGGCGGUAAGACCAAGAGAACAAACACUACAAUCUGAAUUUAGGAUCUUGUGUGUCACUUUUGAAGCAAGUAGCGAUAGGUAAGAGAAUCAGCUGCUGAGCCCCCCGGAGACAGGAGUCUCCUUGCGGUGGGAAACGGACUUAGGACGUGGCUCCUUUGGGUUCAGCUCCCCACUCUCUAUGGGAGAACAUCCAUAGCCAUCCUCAGCAGGUGAGAUCAACAGUACCUUCAUUUCCUGUCUUGCUGACAGAGACCCUCGGGUACCACUGUGCUGCUAAUAGGUUGAGGGUCUGUUCCCAGAUGACCUCGCCUUUGUACAGAACCCAGUCCACGCACCCAGCACCUAGCGCCUCUGGGCUCUGAACUGCUUUCUCUUGUCAAGCACGCUGGCAUUCUAGACAGAAUUCUAGACCUUUGGCAGAUGUGGAAGUGUUUAAGAUCUUGUUUCAACGUCUUUGAUUGGAAGGAGUUGUCAGUUCUGAGCUCCUGAGACACAGGACAAGUGACCAUGGAGUGAAUGUGUGACCAGAAUGUGGCUUUGACACCUUACGCUGCCUGUGCCUUUUGUCAUUGGCUUCUGAUUCGACCAGAUCUAAUGGAGCAUAUUAAUUUUUUGUUGAUCCUUCCUUGGUAGGAAAACAGUGCGUAUCCCCCAUGGUUAGGUAGACACGAACUUGCCCAGCACAGCGCUCUGCUCUUAAAGAUAGCCCACUAAGACAGGAAAAAGCAUGGCGAUGCGUGCUUCAGAAUGUUGUUGUUUUUUUUUUUGUUUGGUUUUUUUUUUUUUUUUAGAAGUGCAGGAGGAAGUUUUCUGUGUAGCUUGAUCUUCUGUCUAGUACGUCUAAUAGGGUAUCCAGUGCUGAGAGCUUGUAGUGAUGACUACCAAAGAUAUGCAUAGUAAAACUUGUAUUUCCAAAUUAUUAAAGAGCCAGCCAUUGAUGCUGCUCCAUGGCUUCCUUCUCAGGAGCCAUUGUGAGAGACUAAAAGAUUCUUAGGGUUUGUUUUUUUUUUUUUUUUUUUUAAGUUUUAGUUCUCUCUUUCUCUCUUUUUUUCUUUUUUAAUUUUUGAUAAAAAUGUGUUAGCCUACCAUUUUGGGGAGCAUUUCCCAGAAUGCUCAGCAGUUGUGAUUACUGGCCACACCCAGGUCGCCUCUCCUUGAGUGAUCAAUGGGAUCCUCUGUGCGUGCUAGCAUGGGUGCUGUGUGUGUGUGCACGUGUGCGUGUGUGCAUUCAUGCCUUAACUUGGGUUACUGCUGAGCUUCGCUGUUGGACUCGGUCCUCACCAUCAUCAGAUUGUAUUGUGCAUCUUGACCUGAACUUCAUCCUGGAAAAAAAAAAAAAAAAAAAAAAACAAAAAACAAAAACAAGUUUGCAGGCACCACAGGUUGGAAUGCAUUCCUUCGGAAGACUGUCCAGUCAGAUGCGCCCUGAGUUGUCUCCGUGGACUUGAUUUGGGACUUCAUUUGGAAAGAAAGCAGACUGUCCAAUGGGAAGAUGUCGACAAGGAAGAGAGGAGAGCCAGAUGCUAGCAUGCCCUCUGCCUCUGCGUACCGUGUGCUCUGUGUGUUGUUCUGAUAGCCUGUCUGCAGCUUCCCUAGCUUGGAGUUCAGGUAAUGGUGGCAAUCCUGACAUUCUCUGUUGGAGUUUAGAGAGAUGUAAGGCGUCUAGUUCAUGUCUUAUUUACUUUUAUGUUGAUCAGUCUUUAAUACAUGUGCUGAAUCAGAAAAAAAAAAAAACCUAAAUAAAGAUAAUUUUUUUAAAAUGUA
Messenger RNA from Peromyscus leucopus (white-footed mouse), 5495 nucleotides. RefSeq names its product coiled-coil domain containing 6 (gene Ccdc6). Lineage: Eukaryota; Metazoa; Chordata; Mammalia; Rodentia; Cricetidae. The record is from RefSeq and is a predicted model, not a curated record.